AUGGCUGUACUCUGGUUACUUUUGUUUUUCUUGGACAUGAACUGUGUGAGUUUGAGUUAUGCUAACGAGGAAGAAAGGCAGGUUUAUAUCGUAUACCUCGGAGCCCUUCCACAGGGAGACUACGCGCCGGUAUCACACCAUGCAAAAAUACUGCAAGAAGUUGUUAGUGACAGUUUCCCUACGAAAUCACUAGUUAGAAGUUACACAAGGAGUUUCAACGCCUUCGCAGCCAACCUCACAGACCAAGAGCAAAAGAAGUUAGCCAGCCAUGAUGAUGUUGUGUCUGUAUUCCCAAGCACAACUCUCCAACGUCAAACUACAAGAUCCUGGGACUUCAUGGGGUUUCACCAAAAUGUACGCCGAAAUCCUGCUGUUGAGAGUGAUAUUAUAAUAGGCGUCAUAGACGAUGGCAUUUGGCCUGAAUCAGAAAGUUUCAGCGACAGAGGUUUUGGCCCUGUUCCGAAAAAAUGGAAAGGAGCUUGUAAUGGCGGCGAAGACUUCACCUGCAACAACAAGAUAAUUGGAGCUCGAUGGUACACAGCGCUUGACGCUUCUGUCAAGGAUGGAAGUGGCCAUGGAACUAUAUGUGCUUCAAUUGCAGCUGGUAAUUAUGUGAACAAUGCAAGCUUUUAUGGAAUUGCACAAGGCACUGCCAGGGGAGGGGUCCCUGCAGCAAGAAUUGCAGCAUACAAAGCUUGUGGUGGUAUUGGCUGCGAAAGUGUGGACCUACUAUCCGCGUUCAAUGAUGCUAUAGCUGAUGGAGUGGACAUCAUUUCAUUAUCAUUAGGCGGAGGCAUACUUGACAUAAAAGAUGAUGUUGUGGCCAUUGGCGCGCUUCAUGCUAUGCAGAAGGGUAUACUGACCGUGAAUGCAGGUGGAAAUUCCGGUCAUGGUAGUGGUCGUAAAUCAAUUACAGCAAGUGUGGCUCCAUGGCUGUUCUCUGUUGCAGCUAGUACUACUGAUCGUCGUAUUGUCACCAAGGUUGCUCUAGGAAACGGGGCCACGAUUAUAGUAUGUUACGUCGAGUCUUUCUCCGGGAAGGGAGUAAAUUCCUUCAAACAGAACAGUAAGAAAUUUACUUUGAUUCAUGGAAAGAAUGCAACAGCAAGCAAAUGUACCGAAAAAGCGGCCAAGUUGUGCGAAGAUGGGUGUUUAAAUAGCCGUCUAGUGAAGGGAAAUAUUUUAAUUUGCGAAGAUGCCAACCGACAGCGUCAGGCUAUGGAUGCUGGUGCCUACGGAGUUAUAGAAAUGGCAGACGAUGAAUUCUCAUCUGUUACUGCUUUGCCUGCAUCAGAUUUAAGUCUCCAAAACAUAAGACAGAUUCAGGACUAUGCCAAGAAUACCAUAAUGGCCGUAGCAAAUAUAUUAACCAGUGAAUCCACAAAACAAUCCGAUGCUCCUAUAGUUGCCAGAUUUUCUUCUAGAGGGCCAAAUCUGUUGAUUCCAGAAAUUAUGAAGCCUGAUGUAACGGCGCCAGGGGUGGAAAUCUUGGCUGCAUAUUCUCCUAAAGAGAGCCCUUCAAAUUACCAUUUUGAUGAUAGAUCAGUUAAAUACACUAUAGUUUCUGGCACGUCCAUGGCUUGCCCACACGUUGCAGGCGCAGCUGCUUAUGUUAAAUCCAUGCACCCCAACUGGUCACCCUCAGUAAUCAAAUCUGCUCUUAUGACCACAGCAAGACCUAUGGCUUCAGCGAAAGGUAAACAUACAGAAUUUUCCUAUGGAGCUGGGCACAUAAACCCUGUAAAAGCUGCAAAUCCAGGACUAGUAUACGAAACGAUUGAGGAGGAGUACGUGAAACUGCUGUGCUACAAAGGAUACUCAACGCCUACUAUCAGGAAGCUAUUUGGCAACAAGAGAAGCAACUGCUCUCGCCUCAAACACCGUAACUGGAGUCCCAAGGAUUUAAAUUACCCUGCCAUGGCUUCUCUUGUCCGUAGAAACGAGUCUUUUACCGUUAUCUUUUCAAGAACCGUCACAAAUGUUGGUGAUGCAAGUUCAACGUAUCGUGCUAAUAUCAGUGCACCGCCAGGGCUGAAAGUGAUUGUGCAGCCGCCGGAACUCCCCUUAAAGAAAUUGAACGAGAAGAAGUCUUUUGUUGUGAAGGUUGGAGGAAAAGUGGCAGUAAGGGUGUUAUCAGCUUCAUUGGAGUGGAAUGAUGGCAACCAUAAUGUUAGAAGUCCUAUAGUCAUAUAUACAAAGUCACCCAAGAUAAGUUAGAACACUUGUGUACCUGGUUAUUGGUUCCAUGCAUGUAGUUUAGCACCCUAUAUCAUUCAAAACUAAACAUGACGAAGAUGCAUGCUGUCCGUAUUUGCAAAAAAGUAGAAACAGUGACAGCCAUGAAAACCACAUUCUUUAGCUUUCAAUACAGCAUUCUAAAACCAUUUUAAUUGAUGCAACCAGAAGUGGUCGA
Molecule: messenger RNA, 2413 nt
Organism: Sesamum indicum (sesame)
Lineage: Eukaryota; Viridiplantae; Streptophyta; Magnoliopsida; Lamiales; Pedaliaceae
Source: RefSeq, a predicted model, not a curated record